AUGGGUGAAGAACGUAUUUCUCCAUCAACAUUUGUUCGAAAUCAACUGUUUCCUUAUUAUGCUGAUGUGGAUUUUGCAUUUUUAAAGUGUUAUGACUCUUCGAAUAAACAAAGUUAUUUUUGUUGUUUACUUGCUGAAGAAGUAAAUUGUCCUGCACAUUUUCCUGCUGAAGUAACAGAAGACAAUAUGAUUAUCGGUGUGAAGCUAGCACGAAGGAGCUAG
Molecule: messenger RNA, 222 nt
Organism: Adineta ricciae
Lineage: Eukaryota; Metazoa; Rotifera; Eurotatoria; Adinetida; Adinetidae
Source: the annotation of a GenBank genome assembly